This is a messenger RNA of Lytechinus pictus (painted urchin), 4843 nucleotides long. RefSeq lists its product as uncharacterized. Bases 86 to 3973 code for a protein of 1295 amino acids. The record is from RefSeq and is a predicted model, not a curated record. The transcript has 19 exons. NCBI's taxonomy places the organism in Eukaryota, Metazoa, Echinodermata, Echinoidea, Temnopleuroida, Toxopneustidae.
CGUUUGGGUCUCUCCAGUGAGAUCAUAAAGAUCACAGCAUUAAGACUAAAACAUCGGGCUUCUGGUUGCUUAUUUUGAAGCAUGCAUGUUCAAGCAGUUUGGAAAAUAUAUUAAUCAGCCAACAUCUGAAUGUAUUGACAAGUACAGCAAGUUUCCUGAAUACCGAAGCAACGUGCAUUGUAGAGCAUUUUUUGGCGAGGAUACCAUGGAGUUUCUGAUGCGGAUUACAUGUUCCAUGUUGUUUAUAUCAGGUCUUCUGGUGGGCCAGGGUGAAGCACAAAGACCACAAAUCACACUCCCUGGAACUACCACGAGGCUAACAGGGAUCUAUAUCCCCUUCAAUGAAUCUCAAUACCUCAAUGUCGACACCAAGAUGGAAGCCUUUCUAGGCAUCCCGUUUGCCGAACCACCGGUAGGAGAACUUAGAUUCAAGAAUCCUGUCAAGAAAGGUGACCUAGGUAGGACCUAUUUGGCAAUAACUGACAGACCACAGUGUCCACAGACAUCUCCGCUUGAUGAUAUACCUGGCAACCCAGGUAUUGGAAGAGACGUCGAUGAAGAUUGUUUAUAUCUUGCUGUUCACACAAGUUCUCCUCGGCCUUUUAAUGCACCUGUUGUAGUCUGGUUUCACGGCGGUGGAUAUUCCACAGGUGCCGGUUCUGCUACCCUCUAUGAACCCCUUCCAAUGAUUGCACUCGCUCCCGACAUCGUCUUUGUUACCGUCAACUACAGACUAGGCGUAUAUGGUUUUCUCACAACCGGUGACAGCGUUUCUCCGGGAAACUAUGGAAUGUUUGAUCAGGUGAUGGCUCUAGAAUGGGUUCAAGAUAAUAUUGUUGCAUUUGGUGGUAAUCCUAGUAGGGUGACGAUAAUGGGUGAAAGUGCUGGAGCAUCCAGCGUUGGACUUCAUCUGAUGUCACCAAUUAGUGUUGGGUUAUUUCAUCAAGCUAUUAUGCAGAGUGGUAAUGCAUUGUGUCCUUGGGCGGUCGAUACGGACAUCGGCCGUCAAGUUGGUUUUACCAGAGAGAUUGCAGAGCAAGUCAACUGUACUGACAUCGAGAGCGAACUGGUAAUCGAGUGUUUGAGAGACGUAGAUGAACCUGUUUUGACACAAGCUCAGGCAUCCCUGACUUUAAAGUAUCUUACCAACGAGCUGCUAUUCACCCCUGUUGUGGAUCAGGUUUUUAUCCCCGACCUGCCCGUCGAAAUCCUCAAACGUCAGGAAUUUCAGAGUGUCCCCAUGCUCACUGGGACAAACGAAGACGAAGGAACCCUGAUAGCUCUUCGUGCUUACCCUAGUUAUGUCUUGAGACAGAUUCCUCCAACGGUGACCCGAGAGGACUUCACCGAGCUCUUGCCCGACUACCUCUUUUAUUACACACCGAUGUUUGCUACAGCUGUAGAGCAGUGGUACCUUGACUGGACACAGGCCGAUGAUUCUACAUCCAAUCAAGUCAACGCGUUUAUAAACUUAAAUACGGAUCAGAUGUUUGCAUGUCCAACGGAAGCAAUGUCAAGAGCCAUGUUGGAGACAGGAGCCCCUGUCUACCGGUAUGAAAUGACACAUGACCCUACCUCGUCAAUAUUCAUAGGACUACCCGGAUGGCUAGGGGCAGGUCACGCUGAAGAAUUGCAAUACGUGUUCGCUUGGGGACUAAAUCAAGAUUUACCAGAUGUUUUACGGGAGCAGUCCGAUAAGGAGAAGUCAAUGUCUAUUCAAUUUAUGCGGUAUUGGGCCAAUUUCAUCCGAACUGGAAAUCCAAAUGGACAACAACCUUCUGGUGAAUAUCCUGAAUGGCCAAGAUACACUUUAUCAGAGCAGAAAUACAAGAAACUAUCACCUAGCAUGGAGAACGGUCGCGCUAUGAGGAUGAACAACUGUACUUUCUGGCUUCAUUAUGCCCCUGCACUAAACUCGUAUGGAGACUUUUCUGGAUUAUACAAGGAGUGGGAACAGGAGUACACACAGUGGAGAGAUGUCCAUAUGGUCCAAUGGACGGAUGCGUUUGACGAGUACAAGAGUAACGAACAAUACUUGUUGAAAAACAGCCUCGCGGCUGAAAGCAGGAAGUUUACGGUGUUCGAAAUUUCUCUCGAGUCAUCACAAAUCAGUCAUAACCUGAUAAAAGAGAUGCAUUUAGGGUAUCAUGCUGCAGUUGCGUUGCUUGUCGCGGUCGUUGGUGAACUGGUAGGGCAGUGUGACGCACAAGAAGGGCCCCAGGUCGUACUCCCUGGAACCAACAAAAUGCUGACAGGGAUCUACCUAUCCUUCAAUGAAUCUCAAUACCUCAAUGUCGAUACCAGGAUGGAAGCCUUUCUGGGCAUCCCGUUUGCUGAACCACCAGUAGGAGAACUUAGAUUCAAGAAUCCUAUCAAGAAGAGUGACCUACCAAGUACUUACCCCGCUACACAUGACCGAUCUAUGUGUCCGCAGAUCAGUCCCGUUGAUGAUAUAUCUCUUGUAGGAAGAGAUUUUGAUGAGGAUUGUCUAUAUCUCAGUGUACACACUUCGUCUCCAAGGCCUAAUAACGUGUCUGUUGUGGUCUGGUUACACGGUGGUGGAUAUUCGAUAGGUGCAGGAUCAGACACUGUCUAUGAACCCCUCUCUCUCAUCGCUUUCGCUCCCGACGUCGUCUUCGUCGGGGUCAAUUACCGUCUCGGUGUUUAUGGAUUCAUGACAUCAGGUGACAGUGUAGCCCCUGGUAACUACGGCAUGUAUGAUCAGUUAAUGGCUCUACAGUGGGUGCAUGACAACAUUGCUGCGUUCGGUGGGGAUCCAGAUAGGGUGACGAUUAUGGGGGAGAGUGCUGGAGCUGGUAGCGUUGGACUUCACCUUUUAUCUCCGUUAAGUGAGGGGCUCUUCCAUCAAGCCAUUAUGGAGAGUGGCAAUGCUCUCUGUCCUUGGGCAGUUGAUACGAAUAUAGAGCGACAGGUUGGGUUCACCCGUGAAAUAGCAACCAUAGUGAACUGUACGGAGGAGGAUUCUGAAGCCAUGAUGACAUGUCUUAGAGGAGUUGAAGAGAAAGAUCUGACAAGGGCACAGAUAAUGAUGACAGCACAGUAUCUAACAAACGCGGAACUGUUGUAUGCACCCGUUGUAGAUGGUGCUUUCCUACCGGACAUCCCGAUGGAGAUCGUUAGGAGACGUGAGUUCAGCAAGGUUCCAACUUUGAUCGGUACGAACGAAGAUGAAGGAACUUUAAUAGCGCUUAAAGUUUACCCAUCAUAUGUAGCAAGACAAAGACCACCAAAAAUGUCUCUAAGUGAAUUCAAGGAGCUCAUACCAAUUUAUCUUUUCUACAACUCGCCGAUGCUGGCUUUAGCAGUGGAACAAUGGUACGUUGACUGGACAAAGGCAGAUGACCCGUCAGAAAGCCAUCUCAGCUCAUUUGUCAAUUGGAACACAGAUCAGACAUUCGCUUGUCCAACUGAAGCUAUGGCUCGAGCGAUGGAAGAUACUGGAGUACCGGUGUACCGUUACGAGAUGACGCAUGAUCCAUCCCAGUCUAUAUUUGCUGGGAUACCAGGGUGGCUCGGUGCCGGCCAUGCCGAGGAACUGCAAUUCGUCUUUGGCUGGGCAUUCAGCCCAAAUCUUUCUAAUAUAGUAAGGGGACAGACUGAAGAGGAAAAGGAGAUGACCGUACAGUUUAUGCGCUACUGGACCAAUUUUGUUAGAACCGGUGAUCCAAACACACCGGAUUCAGAUGAAAAUUAUCCCGAAUGGCCCCGGUUUACCGUACCAGAGCUAGAAUACAAGAAAUUAUCAUUAACCAUGGAAAACGACCGAGCGAUGAGAAUGGAUACUUGUUCGUUUUGGCUUAACCACGCUCCUAGUCUCUAUAAUUAUGGAAACUCUGAUGAUCUGUAUGACGAAUGGAGACAAGAGUAUGCAGAAUGGAAGAAUGUGCAUAUGCCAGAGUGGUCAGAAGAAUUUGAAAACUACAAGGAAAACUCAGACUGCAAUUCUCCUUAAACUAUAGGGUUACACCAAACCGAAUUCUCCCGAAUAAAUUCGGACCGAUUCUGCCCGAAUGCGACCUGAUUUGGAUGGUUUCGGUGGAUUCGAACGUUCCCGAAUCCCUCCCGAGUUUUCUCGCACUCGCGGAGGGAGAACAGAAUAUUCACGAAACCACCCGAGUAAGGUGUAUUCGGAUGAAUUCGCAGCUGGUUCAAUUUCGGUGUAACCCUAGCGUUAAAUAUGACUAUCGAGAGUGAGAAUUAGACAAACGAAGAGGAGAAAAUUAAUCAUGAUUCCUGAUGUUUUGUGAUUCUGAAGAUUCUGAAAGGAAUUAUGGGAGGAAAACCAGCUACCGAUAUUUACCAAUAUUUUCCCUUUUCAAGCAUCGAAAGAUUAGUUGCGAUGCACUUAUUUUCAGAUGAGGGUGGAGGGGCUCAAAGUAUAUUUUCUUCCAUUUCAAGUUUUCCCUUCUGCGGACGUAUGGGAGGGGGGGUAGGAAGGCUAAGAAAACAAAGGGUAUCAUGAUCAACGAUGAGUUGGGGUCUUCUGUCUAAACUAAGUUGAUUUGUUUCACGAUGAAAAGGAAAGCAGAUGAAGGAAAUUAAGGGCGAUAAGUCUAACUCUGGUCACAGAUUUAAACUAAAACACCCAAUUAAAGAAUAUCUUUCAUUUAAAUGAAUAACUAGUCUUCUACUCAUGUCAAAUUAUGUCCGUUAAUAGAUCGAUAUCAUAAUUUACAAACUUGCCAGAUCUUCACUUUAUUGUAAACUCUUUAUUGCUUGUAUAUACAGUAGAUUAUAUAGAUUAUAUAUAGAUUUUAGAUGUAUACUCAAUAUUGCAGUUCUUGCUGUAGAAAUGUUAUAAAUGCUUCAUCUUAAUUCUAUG